GGCACUCGGGCUCGAGCAAGCAGGUUCGCGCGCUCGCGCGGGGGUGGGCACUCGCGCUGGAAAGGGUGUGGACUGUGCUCUCGCGCGGGGCGAGGGCGCCGCGGCCAUGAGCAGCCGCAGGGUCGCCUCUUUGGUCACCCUCGACCAGAUCAAAUGUGCGGAGGCGAAGAACGUGAGUGUGCGAUUGCGGGCGCCCGCGCGCCAGAGGAGGCGGCGCCGUGCGGAGGCCUCUGCGCGGGGGCACUCGUGGAGGUGCACGGCCUGGUCGGCGCCCCGGAGCUCAACGGUAAGCUCGGCAGGCUGAACGGCAAGGUACAGGGCGACCGCCUCGGCGUCGACCUCCAGCCGCCCGGCGGCACCAAGGCCUUGCGGCCCGAGAACCUCCGGGCGGUGUGCGAGGAGGCCUAGCGGCCCCGGCGCCCCGCCUUGCGCGCGGUUACACCCAACAAAAAAUCGGUCCCCCCUUCGCCGUUCGCUCUGC
Molecule: messenger RNA, 481 nt
Organism: Prorocentrum cordatum
Lineage: Eukaryota; Dinophyceae; Prorocentrales; Prorocentraceae
Source: the annotation of a GenBank genome assembly